GUGCUGGAGAGGAUCGAGCUGGAGAGGGGGCAGGUGGCACAUUUACCUUCUUUUACAUGGUCACAGAGCACGCAAGCGAGUGCAGUUGAGCAGCAAGCACCGCAGUAUCAAGGACAAGAGGUGUUUUUUGGGCGCCGCGCAGCCAUCAUGUUGGAGCUGUUUCUGCUCGUCGUGGUGGGCGUUGCGCUCUACUACUGGCUUCGUGGACAGCGCGGAAGCGCGGCAGCCGGGGAUGCCAAGUAUGCACGCUUCUACGACCGCUACAACUCACUCGAUGAGGUGACCCAAGCGCUGCGCACAGCUGGUCUCGAGAGCUGCAACCUCAUCAUCGGCGUUGACUUUACCAAAAGCAACCUCACCCAGGGGGCUGGGACAUUCCAUGGGUUGAGCCUACACCACAUGGAUCAAAGACGCGAGAAUCCGUAUCAAACAGCCAUUCGCGUGCUGGGGUCGACGCUGGCCAGUUUCGACGACGACAACUUGAUCCCAGCAUACGGAUUCGGGGACAUUACCACGCGAGAUCUGAGCUGCUUCAGCUUCUUUCCAGAUCGAGCCUGCGAAGGGUUUGGCGAGGUCCUGACGCGAUACUCGGAGCUGGUGCAUUCGGUCCGGCUCAGUGGGCCGACCAACUUUGCCCCCAUCAUUGGCGAGGCCAUUCGGAUUGUCAAGCAGACAAGGGGGUUUCACAUUCUGGUCAUCAUCGCUGAUGGUCAAGUCAUCUCUAAACGUCAAACCAUCGACGCCAUCGUCGAAGCCAGCAAUUAUCCUCUAUCCAUCCUCUUGGUUGGGGUAGGCGAUGGUCCUUGGGACGAUAUGCAGCGAUUUGAUGAUGAACUACCAGAGCGCCGUUUUGACAACUUUCAGUUUGUGAAUUUUCACAAGGUCAUGACGCAGUCGCGGCAUCCAGACGUGGCCUUUGCUCUGGCGGCAUUGAUGGAGAUACCGCAACAGUUCCAGGCCAUACGUGACCUUGAGCUCAUUUAAAUUUUUUUAAUCUGGCAGACCCAUCACAGCAACAUUUGUUGUGGUCGUUGUCCCGAUCGCUUUGAUGAGCUUGUGCUGAUUCAUGUAAUGGCUGUCCAUGUUUAUAUGUUAAUGUCAGUUUGGAUCAAUUGAUUGCAAAAG
Messenger RNA from Monosiga brevicollis MX1, 1125 nucleotides. RefSeq lists its product as uncharacterized. Lineage: Eukaryota; Choanoflagellata; Craspedida; Salpingoecidae. The record is from RefSeq and is a predicted model, not a curated record. Bases 148 to 984 code for a protein of 278 amino acids. The transcript is spliced from 8 exons.